AUGAGUGAAGAAAGCAAAAUAUCGAACCCAUCGUUAUUUGAAUAUUCGAACUUCACCACUUAUGUUUUCGAAGGGGAAACAGAGGUUGCUGAUCCUGUGAGUUGUUUGCCUGUGGGAAGUCAUCACGUCUUACCAUGGAUAUCUAGUCACACAAUUUCUUUACCUGGAGAAAUUGUCCCCUUCCACAUGGAAACUGGAAGUCGUGCCUUGUCCAUCAUUGGAGCUCUCGAAGAGAGAACUUACUUAGUUACUGGAUGUGGAAACAUGACUGAUAUGCAAACUCAUAGCUUUGAGAAUGGGAUUCUUGUUGAGUUGAUCCGUUACGAACUAAUGCAUAGACUUGUAUCUGCUUAUGGCCGAGCCAAACAAAAAGUUGAAAUCCUGAAAUAUUAUGAACCCCACAAUGAUAUAAAAUACGAAACUUGUAUGUUCCGGGUGGCACCCGACUAUCUUCCCCCGGACAUCAAAUAUUUGAGUCCGACUACUUUCCAGCGACUGUCUAAAGACGAGGGGAUUCGCACGGUUGCUAAUAUAUACAAUGUUCCGGCGCAUUUGCUACGAACUAAAAGUCAUGCAGAAGUUCUGGAGAAGCUUGAGAACUAUAUGUUGAAAUGGUACACGGAGACUGAAGUAUUCAAUACAUUAAAGCUGGGAUUAGCUAUGUUCACCUAUUGGGUCUCGUUUCAUACUAUUCUCUCCGAAGAAAGCAAAAGAUGGUUUUUGUUGGAGAAUGAAGUUUUUAAAAGAAUUGCAUUCUUGGAAGAAUGUAUUUUAGAAAAACCAACUGUUAUGUGUUUGAACUGCAAUAAUCCUGUCGCUAACAUAUCCGACUUGGACCGAUUUUGCGAACAUGGAGCCAAGGCAUUAUUCGUUAAUAGAUUUGGGCACGGCCACAACCUUGUAAUGUUCAAAAAAAUUGUUGGGUUUGAUAGAGUAGCAGAUCCUGCCAAAGAUUUCACUUGGUUUCCUGGGUACUUUCUUUUUAAUUUUUCUGUUUGA
Messenger RNA from Auanema sp. JU1783, 999 nucleotides. Lineage: Eukaryota; Metazoa; Nematoda; Chromadorea; Rhabditida; Rhabditidae. The record is from the annotation of a GenBank genome assembly.